UCUCAAUUUUCUUGUCGCUGGUAUCCUCCAAAAGGACGAGAAACUGCGCAAGAACAUACAAAAAAAUGAAUACACGGCCUUCCAAUUCGCCUUCCCCUCCACCUGCGGCCCCGAUCGCGUCGACACCGGGGCCUCGUGCUGCGGCGCUUCAGAAAGUGUUUGCAGGUGCAUUGUCGUCCUCAAUCAGAGCGAACUCGUACGCCAAUUUCAGCUCAUGUUUCCCAACACCUGCGAAAUAUUGUCCGACGGCAUUGGAGGGUGUAUGGAAACAACUCAAUACCAGGCUGGAAGAGGAGUGCACACGAGAUUUUGAAAAGAUCCUUGAAGAACGACAAGUCAUUGAGGGCCUUAAUCAGUGGGAUAAUAUGAUUGAGGAUGCAAGAACCAGGAAAAAUCGCAGUGUGGAAGGCGAAACGCCUGACAGGCCACUACACACCCUCUCCGCAGACGAACUGUACGGCGCCAAUGUGACGCCCUUUUUGCAGCAGGCCAAGACAGAAGUGUCCUCCAAACUACAGACGACACAGCAAGACAACGCGAUGAUGGCGGCCAAGGUCAACGAUGAACGAGCUGAGAUUGAACAACUAUUAAACGGCUUAGAAGGGGUUGUACAGGACAUCGAAGGCAGUGUUGCUGCCAUGUACGCGCACGAGCAAAAUGACCCCAGCGAAUUGAAAAGCGCCGUUUGGCAAAUGGAGCAAGAGGUGGCCGCUACACGAUAGCGCGAGAUGUUUGCUUUCUCUUGGACGAGGCUAUGUCUUCUUGCAUUUAGCGUUGGCGCUGACGGAGUCUGGUUCUUUUGUCUAGCAUGAAUUCCUCAUGACAUCGACAAAUCACAUAUUCGGAAGCUCUUUGUAACACGAGACGAUGUUAGAAAAUGACAUGACUGCGGUAACGAGCCAUCAAAGGACCUAUCGAUCGAUUGUACUCCGUACUCAACGGUGAUUUGGCUCUUUCGAACUGCAUGACAUUCAGUGGUCGCCAGG
Molecule: messenger RNA, 986 nt
Organism: Exophiala oligosperma
Lineage: Eukaryota; Fungi; Ascomycota; Eurotiomycetes; Chaetothyriales; Herpotrichiellaceae
Exons: 2
Coding region: 66-722 (218 amino acids)
Biological process (GO): chromosome segregation
Cellular component (GO): MIS12/MIND type complex
Source: RefSeq, a predicted model, not a curated record